UAGUUUACCCUAUUGUUCUCACUCAUCCAAACAAUAAAACAUAUUUACAAGGCAAGAACGUAAGUUUCGACUGCGAAGUUGAUGGUCGACCGAAACCUUUAGCAUUAUGGUUGUUCAAUAACCAAUCUGUCACAACCAACCACAGAAAGUUGUCCAAUGGCAGUAUACUGUUAUAUUCUGUUCAAAAUAACGAUUUGUAUGAAGGGAGCUAUACGUGUUUCGCUGCAAAUGAAGCUGGUCGAAGUGAGAAAUCAACAAGUUACCUUACAGUACAUGGUAAGUUUUUUGGAAUAAAUGUUUGAAUGAUUAUAUAAGUUGGGUAGUCAUAGACAGUACAUCCCCGCCACUUACAGUAAAGUUUCAGGUAUAUGAAUCCUGCAUGUAAUACGAUUUGCAAAUAUUUUAGAAAUUUCUCAUCCAAUUUUCAUCUAAAUCUAAGCUAAGUUUGAUAUAUAGAUCUUGGCCUACGUCCAUUAGCUCAACGAUUAUCAGUAUUGAACUGUUCAAUAUUUGUUUAGUUACCCUGCAUUUUGACGGGGAAAAAAACCCCAAAUAAACCGUGCCUCAAUACUAAAUAAUGUAUGUUUGUUUGCAGUGCCUGCCAAAAUAUUGAAAAUAUCUAAAACUAAAGUACAUCAGCUCACGGACAACGUAACGUUAACAUGCAAUGUUACUGGUGAUCCACGUCCGAGUAUUUCCUGGACAAAAGCAAACUACUCAAGUCCGUUAACACCUCCCAAGUUUCAACUGUCAAAUUAUAACCAAUCACUGACAAUUAUGAAUAUCACUCUGCAAGAACAGGGAACGUAUAUUUGCAACGCGACGAACAAAUAUGCCUCAGUCCGACGAAACGUUACUGUAAAUGUUGAAGGUAUGUUGGUUUUUUUUUUGGUACUCCUAUAUGUCUACUAGUGUGGCGGAUAUGUGCAUGGAUGUUUCCGAAGAGGGUUAAAAGCACCAAAUUGUGCACUGUAGCAUCUUUUUAUGAGUAGAACAACAUGCAAAAGUGGGGCCAUCGUGAAACUGUUUUUUUUAGAGAGUUACGAUGCUAUUAGCAUUAUUUGCUAUUAAAUUCUACUACAACAAAAAAUGUGAAAUUUUGAAUUCAAUCGCGACAAAUAUAACUUGCAUCAUCAGAAAGCUUGUAAAAAACUACAUAAAGAAAAUAUUUGCGAGCAAAUACGAAUUUUAUGACUCCCGUCUCAGACUUUGGGGAGAUAAGUCGGUUAUUACAAUUGAUAAGCCGUGGUGUAUUAUAUAUUAAGCUGACAGAGAGAGGAAAUACCUAAGGUAUUAGGUAUAUCUUGAACAGACUCGGUUAUAUAUAGAUACGAUUACGAAAGGGUUAUAACACAUCCCUAUGCUAAGUUCUAAGCAUUCACAUACAGCUUACCGUCAAAGGAACAUCACCCAUACUGACGACUAUUAAAAACUUGAUAAACUUUAAUUAAGAGAAGUUUUGCUCUGUUAUUUGAUUAUUCUUUCCAGGUAAGAUCUGUAUUUUAAUUUCACAUUAUUAGUGGCACUGCGUUUUAUGAACAGUUACGUUGCGCUUGUGUGAUAUAUUUUGUCAGUCUCAAGUUAGCGCAACAUUGACCAUGCAUUGCCUUCUGUCCCCUUGUUUUGGGAUUUUUAUUUAUUGACUUGGGCCCAAUGCUUUGGGAAUAUUCUCCAUGUGUUUGGAGAUUUAUUUAUAUAUUUGUACCCCAUGUUUUUUGGGGCAUGUUCUCCAUCUUUUGGAGAUUAAUUUAUGUACUUGUACCUCAUGUUUUGGGGGUGUUCUCCAUGUUUUUUGAGAUUUAUUUAUUUACUUGUACCCCAUGUUUUUGGGGAUGUUCUCCAUGUUUUUGGAGAUUUAUUUAUAUACUUGUACCCCAUGUUUUUGGGGAUGUUCUCCAUGUUUUUGGAGAUUUAUUUAAUUAAUUGUACCCCAUGUUUUUGGGGAUGUUUUCCAUGUUUUUGGAGAUUUAUUUGAUUAAUCGUACCCCAUGUUUUUUGGGGAUGUUCUCCAUGUUUUUGGAGAUUUAUUUAUCUACUUGUACCCCAUGUUUUUGGGGAUGUUCUCCAUGUUUUUGGAGAUUUCUUUAUAUACUUGUACACCAUGUUUUUGGGGAUGUUCUCCAUGUUUUUGGAGAUUUAUUUGAUUUAUUAUAUACAUGACAAAAUUACUGCAAUCUGAUUGGUUAAGAGGAGUGCAAUUAUUUCAUUAAUUGCACUCUCCAGGAGUGCAAUUAAUGAUUUUCGUGAUGGUUGGGGGGAGCGGGAAAUCAAAACAACAAAAUCCAAUAUGGCGGCGAAAUUUAGAUAAGUAUUUCUAACAAAUGUGGACGAAUUUAACUGAAUUUUGGCACAAGAAUGAGUUUAAGAAACAUUGUAUGGCAAAAAGAGCCUGUGGAAAAUACCUGGAAACAGUCUUAAGAAAUAAUCUUGGCGGGAUGCUGCGAAACGUGACUAUGUAAGUUUGAAAUACAAUUUAUAAAGAUUUUCUUAGUCUAAAAUAUGUUGUUUGAGUUUGAAUCUUGUGUUCUAGUUUAAGUUUGUACCUUUAUGAUUUUAUAAUCAUUUCCCAAGUUUGUUUGUACCAAAUUGCUUACAAAAGAAUUAAAAACUCUUGACAAAAUGCAGUUGAAAUAUAAAGAAAGCGAUUUUGUCAUGCAUAUAAUAAAUAUUCGGCGGCUCGUGCAAUUUUGGCACAUUUUUCAAAUAUCACUCAUAGUGUUAAUCAUUAAUUGCACUCCUUCCCGUGUGAUUACCUAUACUAAUUGUACCCCAUGUUUUUGGGGAUGUCCUCCAUGUUUUUGGAGAUUAUUUGCAGUUUAAGUUAUUUGGUCAUCCAGGGCUUGUAAUAUGCGGCGAGUCGAAAAUGUCUGCCAUAUUUGCCCUGCGAAAAUUUUUUAAUUAUCAUCGUUUUUCAUACGGCCCAACGAUGAUAGUAUUUAUACAGAAGUUGUACAUAAAUUGAUAAUAUUUUGUUCCAUAUAUAUUAUUGUAUUUUAUACUGUUUUGCAAGUUUUCUUGUUACAGUAUGCCACCACGUAAGCAACAACGCAAAAGAGCGGCAUCAACGACAACGGGUGGUCCGUCUUCGCGUCGUAGUCGUCGCGCUUCAACCAUCAACGCCGGUAAGCUGUAAAACAUGGAAUCUGGAAUCUUGGAAUCUGGGAAUCUGGAAUCUUGGAAUCUUAUCAUAUAACCGCAAAAUAUGUUAUUAUCAAGAUAUUAUUUUUAAUAUCUUAAAUAAUAACAUAAGAUUAAUAUAAAUAUUAAUAAAUAUAAUAACUAAUAUUAAUUAGUGCCACUAAUUAUUGCCAAGGUUAGCUUUUAGUUUGAGAAUACAUUUUGAAUCAAUAGUGUAACAACCAGGCGAGUUUGAGUUUUGGUCGUGUGUCGUGGGUAAAAAGUCGUGCGUAAAAGUCGUGGGUUGAAAAAUGCUCUAAAUUUCCAUUUUUCGCUCAGACACUGCUUUUGCUAAAAUAAUUUCUGUUUUAACAAAACGCGUGUUAGCGAUCAAAUGUCCAACUGAAUAUUUAACCGAAAUUCUUCAUAUUAUGCGUUCGAACUUCGAACUAAAGUCAAGAACGCGGCAGGAUAUGGCCAGGUGGCAAGUAACUAAAGGAAUGUUAAUCACAAUGCGUAGAACACCUAGUAAAUCCGACAAAAAACAUGCAUAAACACCUAUAGUAAUCCGACACAAAGUUCAUAUUACGAUUCCCGGAUUCCCCGUUCCCUGUUUUAAAGAUAGCCUAGUCUGUUCGACAAGCGAUAUAUGUCUUUCGUAUAAGCCGUAAUUUUAGCUGCUUUGAAUUGAUUUCUGCUCUACUUGAUCAAGUUAUAAAUUCGUUUCAGAACAGUAGCGAAUGACAUUCUACUGGGCGGAAAGUUCCACUUAAAGAUUAAUAUUGUCGGGAUUGCCUUACUUUGUUUUGAAAUAAAUACACGGCACAAUAAAUCAGGAUGCAAUUUUUUGAGGCUAGUGUGUGAACGUCUUGAUCAGGCGUCUUGCUUUGUAUUAAACUGUUUUAUAUAAAUUCACCAAAGCCAACGUGAUUUGUCGUGCCGUGUAUUUGUCAUUCGCUACUGUUCUGAAACGAAUUUAUAACUUGAUCAAGUAGAGCAGAAAUCAAUUCAAAGCAGCUAAAAUUACGGCUUAUACGAAAGACAUAUAUCGCUUGUUGAACGGACUAAUAUGAACUUUUAAAAAUAAUAACUUGAUAAUAACAUAUUUUGCGGUUAUAUGAUAAGAUUCCAAGAUUCCAGAUUCCAUGUUUUACAGCUUACCCAUCAACGCCACCAGAGCGACACAGAAUUAAUGCUGCCCCAAAGUUGAUUUACCGCCAUUGGCCACACCACGAACAUCAACUCCUCCUGCUCCUUCGUCAGGGAAUGUUCUGUCGCCCGAGAUCCUUCAGACUCUGGUGUCAACCGUGGCUGCUGAAGUGACCAGGCAAAUGGCUACGAUUCUUCCAGCCCAAGUUCCCAGUCCAGUGCCAACUCCAGCAGUACCUGCUGUACCUGUGAUGGCUACCGAACCGAGACCGAGUCAGACAUCGUCAUCGAAUGCAGCGGAAGUCAAUAAUUUGGUAACGGGGGCAAUAGCUGCGGCUCAUGCUGGCAUCUCGGGUGAGCCACAGUUAUUGCCAACUAUAAUUUCUCCUAGUACUGCGAGUUCUGUCGAACCUACUCAAUUGUUUCACUCAGCCGGUUUGGCUAUUGACUCGCGGGUUUCGGCAAAACUCAAGGGUAAAAUAUGGGAUGAGGAGUUUAUCGAUUUCGGUAGCUUGUUGAGCAAUUCCGCCAAUGGCAAUGAUAAGUAUCAACUUUCAUUUUUGAGUUCUAACGGUGGUCUACCUGCCUCUUUUUGUCUGGAACCUGCGGCCAAGCCUACGAAAAUCCUAAAUAUUGAAGCUUGGCUUCAGGCUUUUCACAUAUUUGUGGGCGUUUACACUCAAAGAUACCCAGUUGAGGCCCCCGCCUUAAUGAAAUAUGGGCAAACUAUUCAGGACUUGGCGGCUCGCGGUCUGAAUUGGCGUUUUUACGACGAGAAUUUUCGUUUUUUAAGACAAACUCAACGUACUCUUGUUCCGUGGGGCUCGAUUCACGGGGAACUGUGGUUGCGUUCACAGUAUUCUAUGACUAGAAAGUCAUCAGGGCCCCAAGUGGGUCAGAAUAAUUUUGCUCCUAAGCCCCGGUCACCUACUGCUGUGCCUUGGGGUUAUUGUUUUAAAUUUCACCGUGGUCAAUCGUGUACGGGCUGUGCAUUUAAACACUCGUGUUUUAAAUGCCAGGGUAAUCACCGUGUCAGCCAGUGUGGUAAUAAUUUUCGUGGCUUUAACGGAAAAUCGCCCGCCAAUACCGACCGCUCCGCCAAGUCAAGUACUACCAACGCCAGUAAAAAUUCAGCCUCUAAUUGAACUUUUGUCAGGUUACGAGCCAUCGAUUAUAAAUACUUUAAUUUCUGGUUUUUCGUUUGGGUUUCCUCUGAACUAUCAGGGCGACAUCAAAUCUAUAGAGUCAAAAAAUUUAACUUCAGCUUUACAAUAUCCAAAAAUUGUGGACAUGAAACUAGACAAAGAAUUGGCUGCCAACAGGUUAGCCGGCCCCUUUUCGUCUCCGCCAUUUAAUUCCUUUUGUGUUUCGCCUCUUGGCCUGGUCCCUAAGAAAACACCCGGCGAAUUUCGUUUAAUCCAUCAUUUAUCCUUCCCUAAAGGUGUAUCGGUUAAUGAUGGGAUACCUUCAGAAAGUACAAGCGUACAUUAUGCUACUGUUUCUGAUGCAAUACGUUUAAUAAAACGCGCUGGGCCGGGUUGUUUCUUAGCGAAAACCGACAUCAAGAACACUUUUCGUAUCAUGCCAAUACAUUCUGAAGACUAUCAUCUUUUAGGAAUGAAAUGGUGGGGGUUAUAUUAUUUUGACCGUUGCAUGCCAAUGGGAUGCUCCAGUUCAUGCAAGACUUUUGAUAUAUUUAGUACAGCCGUUGAAUGGAUUGCUCAACAUAAAUUCAAUAUCGAUAAACUCCUCCAUCUUUUAGAUGAUUUUCUUUUAAUUGCUGCCACUCAUACCCAAUGCCGGAGCAAUUUGGAUAGAUUUCUAAAUUUAUGCGCCAUACUCGGUAUUCCUAUUGCACCAGAGAAAACGUGCGGGCCUGCAACAACUCUUACAUUUGCUGGUAUUGAGUUAGACUCUGUAAAAUCGCAAGCGCGCUUGCCAGCAGAUAAACUUGCAAAAUGUGUCGACACCAUCGAGUCUUUUCUUAACCACAAAAAGGUUACCCUAAAAGACCUUCAAUCUUUGAUCGGCUUGUUAAAUUUUGCUUGUUCCGUAAUUGUGCCAGGUCGCACAUUUUUACGGCGUCUCAUUGACCUUACACAAGGCAUUCAGAACCCGCGACAUUUCAUUCGUUUACGUCAGGCGGUCAAAGAGGAUUUGAAAAUUUGGCAAACAUUCUUAUCUUCUUUCAAUGGCAUUUCAUUUUUCCUGGACGAAACUUGGUGCAAUUCCAACAAGCUUAAUUUGUUUACAGACGCUUCAGGUUCGAUUGGCUUCGGGGCCAUAUUUGGCACCGAAUGGUGUUAUGGCAAAUGGCCGGCACAUUGGUUACACCGUAAUAUCGCAUUUCUAGAGUUCUAUCCAAUUGUUCUCACUAAAACUAUAUUCAUGAUGUACUUAUCUGGGUAAGUACCUAAUGAGAGGUUAGUCUCUUUCCCAACUCCAUAAACGCUGUACCGUCUCCAGUCGGGAAAGAGACAACAGCCGUGUACCUCAGAGCCCGUCAAAACUCCACCAUUAGGUAAGAGUAUGUAUCAUUCGGCGCACGAGGACUAGCUGGAUCAACCAUCAAACUUGCUUGUGCAGGGAAUUUAUACAGUAACAUCUGCUCUUUCGCUUGUGGGACGUGAAAUGAUAUACUGCGCAUGCUUGACCACAUUUUAAAGCGUAUAUAGUGCGCAUACUCAGCCUUGUGUUACGUCCCACAAGCGUAAGAGCUGUUUUGUGAAAACCUUCUCAAUCAUGUAAUAAGUCAGUUAAUUACCUCGAACCUCGGCAUUUAUCCAUAUACAGCCCUCGGCGCUACGCGCCUCGGGCUGUAUAUGGCUAAAUGCCUCGUUUCUCGGUAAUUAACUCUUACUUAAUGCUGGUUUUAGGUGACGCCACAAGUAGGGUUAGCCAUAUAAAAGGACCCCUUGGUGGUUAAUGUUUAAAAUGUUUGCAGAUAUUUUGUUAUUUCAAAGACUUAGAGUAUCCAGAGAAUAAUUUUCAACUCAUAAGGUUCAGUGGUUUUCAAGCAAUAUCUGCAAAAAUCCAAGAUGGCGACAUCUCAUUGCUUCAAGUCAAAAUAUUUCAAGAACUAAGCAAGAUAUAAAGAGUUUAACACAUAAUUUUGAAAGUUCUUUCAAAUGCGAAAAUCUAAUUUUAUAUUGCCAUAUCUCUUUAAGAAUAAAGAAAUACAAUGUAUACUUAAGCUAAAUUACUGUCCCUUCUGCGCAUGAACGGGAUUUGUAUUUACACUUCUUGUUUUGAUACACUUUAGCUGCAUGUUCCCAUGUACUUAGCAUGCAUAUAAGCUAAAAAGUUACAUGAUGAAUUAGUCUUCAAUUUUGCCAAAAAUCUUUUUUUUGAGACAAGCAAUGAAAUAUUUUCGUGAAUCAAAUGUAUGGCUUUCCCUUUGCUUGCCUCGUUCAAUGACUCUUAUAGGUGAAACCGAAAUUGUAAAAAGUGUGUACACAUUUCCUUAAGUAUUUUUCCCCUGCUACUCUGAGUGCAGUUCACACAGGGCAAGCUGAAACACCGGGGUGGGAUUCGAGCUGUUUUUCAGCUUGCGCGGUGUGGACUGUACUAAGAGUAGCAGGGAAAAAAUACUUAUAACACCUGAGUACAAAAUGCACCACCACAAUCAGAGUACAUUUCCUUACAUUUUUGCGACAUGCAUAGAAGGGAAUAAAAUGUAAUCGACUUGUAACUUCAAGUUCACUGUCGGUGAACAUCGCAUUGCAGUUCAGCAACGAAAGACGAGUAUUUAAUGGAUCGCUGUGUGGUGUCUGAUACAGCUAACGCGAAAUCCUGGAGGAAGUGGAGGAUACCUGACAUUUGAUCAGGGUAAUUUAUGUGGAAGACGUAAUAGCUUGAAAUGACGUCGACUAAAGCUUCCAACAGGUCCGUGCUGCUUUCGAAGAACGUCGUCCGGUGGGUGUGCCGAGUACCACCAGUUUAAACUGGACCGCUUGUCUUCAAACAAAUUCUUGGGCUUACUCGAUGGCUAUAGCGAAGAGAAUACAUAAUGGUAGAGUUUAAGGUACUUUUUGCACACACUGCCCUUACAAACGUGUAUAGAAACUAUCUCUAACUCAGCUACCAAGUGUAAUUUGAAUAUACUUACAUCGUUGAACUUAAUUAGUGAUCCCCUUUUUUUCAUUGUUUUCGUUUCAAUGAAUGAAACAGCGUCAGCAACAUCUUUAUUCGCCAGUUCAUCCUUCCGUAGAACUUUUUUAAUACCUUUUCUCAAUCUUUCCACAGACUUCUUUAAUGCAAAACCUGGGAGAACUUUUUGCAUUUCUUUAUGCACCUAUACAGAGGAUAUACGCGACUUUACACAAGUGAUUAUUGAAUAUUUUGUAAUGAGGCGAUUACUACAUGACAUGAGGCGAUUUGACAUGAGGCGAUUACUACGCAAUUUUUGUCAAUAUUGGCAGCAAGCAACCUCGUACCCAGGGCUUAUGUGCUUGGUCGCUCUCGUAAGCCCUGAGAUAAUCAACCUCUUACCCAGGGCUUAUGUGCUUGGUCGCUCUCGUAAGCCCUGAGAUAAUCAACCUCGUACCCAGGGCUUAUGUGUUUGGUCGCUCUCGUAAGCCCUGAGAUAAUCAACCUCUUACCCAGGGCUUAUGUGCUUGGUCGCUCUCGUAAACCCUGAGAUAAUCAACCUCGUACCCAGGGCUUAUGUGCUUGGUCGCUCUCGUAAACCCUGAGAUAAUCAACCUCUUACCCAGGGCUUAUGUGCUUGGUCGCUCUC
Messenger RNA from Paramuricea clavata, 9004 nucleotides. Lineage: Eukaryota; Metazoa; Cnidaria; Anthozoa; Malacalcyonacea; Plexauridae. The record is from the annotation of a GenBank genome assembly.